AUCUGAUUGAGGAGACUAUUGCAUCGGACGUUGUCUUCAGUUAAGGUGAACGUCAAACCUCACAGAAUCGACUGACAUUUGUCUGGACUUAAUUUUGAUCCAUCUAUAGGCUGUCUUGAUUGACUCUUGCACAGGUGUUGAGUCACGCUGUCCUGAUGAACUGUGACCGAAUCUAAUGCGCUGAGUAGGCUAUGUGCUCGUAAAGAGUCUGAAGUGACUCAUUUUGGAUCAUUUUGGAACUGGACUACCAGACACUCGAGACGGGACGUGAUGAUGAUGAUUAUGCCGCGGAUGCAUUUAGGAGAGAUUCCGAUCCUCACAACUUCUUUAUUCAUUAUGCGCAAUGUAACUUUGUCAGCGAGAUGUAACCCAGAAUAAACGGCCAGCUUUGAAUGAAUGCUCCGUAUUUUUAAACCUGGGAUUCUUCUUUUAUCCUGUUCAACAGACGUUCUCGUACACCUCGCAAGGAUGCCCGAUGUCCUUGCUCUUUACAUUGGCAUGGAGGUGCUCAUUGCCCUUUCUUCUGUUAUUGGCAAUGUGAUGGUGGUCUGGGCUGUGAGAAUUAACCGAUCUUUACGGGACACGACCAUUUACUUCAUCGUCAGUCUGGCGCUGGCGGACAUUGCGAUCGGAGCACUUGUUAUCCCUCUGGCUAUAACCAUAAGCAUCGGAUUGAAAACUCAUUUUUACAGCUGUCUGCUUGUGGCAUGUACUGUACUGGUACUAACUCAAAGUUCAAUACUUGCCCUCCUGGCUAUUGCUAUUGAUCGUUAUCUGAGAGUCAAGAUACCAAUGAGCUAUAAAAGAGUGGUGACUCCUAAGCGUGCAGGCACAGCUGUUGUGGUGUGCUGGAUGGUGUCCAUUGUAGUCGGCCUGACGCCUAUGUUGGGCUGGAACAAUCUGGAGAAGCUACGGCAGACCAACGGCACUCUAGGAGCUGACCUUCUUGUAACCUGUGAGUUUGAGAACGUCAUCAGUAUGGAGUAUAUGGUCUAUUUCAACUUCUUCGGCUGGGUACUGCCACCUCUCGUUCUCAUGUUGCUAAUCUACGCUGAGAUAUUCUACAUGAUCCACAAGCAGCUUAAUAAGAAAGUCACUACCAACCAGACCGACCCUACUCGAUAUUACGGAAAAGAACUAAAGCUGGCCAAAUCUCUUGCCCUGGUGCUUUUUUUGUUUGCUGUUAGCUGGUUGCCUUUGCAUAUCCUGAAUUGUAUCACUCUCUUCUGCCCUAAUUGUGACAAUUCCAUGUACAUGCUCUAUAUUGCUAUCUUACUCAGUCAUGGCAACUCUGCCGUCAAUCCCAUUGUUUAUGCGUUUCGCAUUAAAAAAUUCCGGAAUGCUUUCGUUAAGAUCUGGAAACAGUACGUGUGCUGCACGGAGGUUACACGUUUGGAUGAUCGGCCCAGCCUUCGAAGAGAUAGCAAAGAGAGAAGACUGCGACACAGCGACAUCUGACUAAACACUAAACAUGGUUUCUAGAUGAGAUUUUUUUUUUUAUCUAUUAUUUUAGAUGAAUUCUUCAAGAAAUGCAGUCUGAAAAGUAUGCUGGCAGUUGCCAGAACUCAGAAGUCAUAUGCUAUUGCAAUGGAGAAAAGUGGAUGUGACAUUAGUGGAAGUGUUUCCUUGAAAAAUUCAGUUUUCCAAUCAAUGGUGCACAGAAUAAAUGGCAUCAUUAGUGAGAGACCAUUAAAUAAAUGAAAGUGGCCUCUUUCAGAGAAAUAGCCACAUGGUCCAAUUGGCACUCACAUCUGUGGAAAAAAUAUUUGUAAUGUUCAUUGUGUUCUGACUCACACAUUUUAAUAUGGCUACCAUAAAAGAAAGAGCUUUAUGUAUUGACAGCAAAAGAGCUCACAAAGUUUCAAAGCUGGCUUGAGAUGACAACCAACUUCACCACUAUUUUGCUAAGUCAGUUGCAUAGCAGUCUUCUCAUAGAGAGGGACACUUACCUUAAAAAAAGGACUAUGUUUUUUUUUUUUUUGCUUUUCAAGACUGGUGCAAGUCCUCAGUUUUCAGAGAGGG
Molecule: messenger RNA, 2022 nt
Organism: Xyrauchen texanus (razorback sucker)
Lineage: Eukaryota; Metazoa; Chordata; Actinopteri; Cypriniformes; Catostomidae
Product: adenosine receptor A1-like
Exons: 2
Coding region: 397-1458 (353 amino acids)
Biological process (GO): G protein-coupled adenosine receptor signaling pathway
Cellular component (GO): synapse; dendrite; membrane
Molecular function (GO): G protein-coupled adenosine receptor activity
Source: RefSeq, a predicted model, not a curated record